UUUUUUUUUCUGUUCAUCAACUAGAACGAUUGUGAUACCCGGAGAAACUAAGUUUCAGUAUCCUAAAAUUUACGAACAUUCUUAUUUGCACGUUCAAACGAACGUUCACCAUUUGAAACCCACGUUUGUAUCCAAGGAUUUCAAUCGUUUAAUCUCGUCCGCUUUUAGAAUAAUGGCGGUGGAGCCUUUAACCUCCGGCGCGAGUGGUCGUAUAAACGCGCUCUUCUCUUUGCGUGCUUUGAGAAGUCUCUUGCUAGUUUUAAAUGCCGUCGUUUUGAUGCUUCUUUUGCCGUUACGGGGAACGAUACGCGCCUCCGUGAUGGGUUCCGGGGAGAAAGUGGGGAGGGAAGAGAAACAGGAGAGCCGGAGGAAAGGGUCUUCGUCUUCAUCGGCUGUGGUGAGGGUUCCGGUUGCGAUGUUGCCACGUAGGAGCGCGGCGGUGAUUGUGGACCAGGAGGCUGCUGCGAGGCGGUCCCUGGCGAUUCAGAGGGUGGUUCAAGACGAUGAUCACGAAACGGUGAGGGAGUUUUCGCUGUUCACCGGUGCAAGAGGUGACACGUUAUUCAUUCAGUCUUGGACUUCAGUUUCAGUCGUAGUCAGGGGAGUAGUUGUUCUUUUGCAUGGCCUGAAUGAACACAGCGGGAGGUAUGGCGAUUUUGCAAAGCGUCUAAAUGCUAACGGAUUCAAGGUCUAUGGAAUGGACUGGAUUGGACAUGGUGGAAGUGAUGGGCUACAUGGAUAUGUUCAUUGUCUCGAUUAUGCUGUUACCGAUAUGAAAAUGUUCCUUGAAAAGGUUUUAGCCGAAAAUCCCGGGGUUCCAUGCUUUUGCUUCGGUCAUUCAACGGGUGGUGCGAUUGUUCUUAAGGCGGUACUUGAUCCGAAGGUCGAAGCCAAGGUAUCAGGCAUUAUAACGACUUCCCCAGCUGUUGGUGUACAGCCAUCUAGUUCGAUUUUCGUGGUGCUUGCCCCAGUUGUAUCAUUUCUACUGCCAAGGUAUCAGGUCAGUGUCUCGAAUAAGAAGGGCUUGCCGGUUUCCAGGGACCCGGAGGCGCUGGUGGCCAAGUAUUCGGAUCCGCUGGUAUACACGGGACCCCUCAGGGUGAGGACUGGGUAUGAAAUUCUUAGAAUUACAUCCUACUUGCAGCAGAAUAUGAACAGAUUGAGAGUUCCUUUAUUUGUUCUCCACGGCAUGGAUGAUACCGUAACCGAUCCUCAAGCUUCGAAGAAACUGUAUGAAGAGGCUGCGUCAACCGACAAAACUAUCAAAUUGUUUGAAGAGCUGUUGCAUGAUCUUCUAUUCGAACCGGAACGAGAAACCAUAAUGGAUGACAUAAUCCAGUGGCUAAAUUGUAGAGUGUAAGAGAAGGUGUCUAAGGAGAGUAAACUGAUGAACUCUUCAACUACCAUAGAUUGACAAAAUAGAAAUAGGAACUCUUAAUGCAGUGAGCAAUUCAAGAAAUUUCUUCAAGCCAAG
This is a messenger RNA of Hibiscus syriacus, 1474 nucleotides long. Its product is annotated as monoacylglycerol lipase-like. Bases 173 to 1360 code for a protein of 395 amino acids. Gene Ontology annotation, molecular function: lipase activity. The record is from RefSeq and is a predicted model, not a curated record. Gene Ontology annotation, cellular component: membrane. The transcript has 7 exons. Lineage: Eukaryota; Viridiplantae; Streptophyta; Magnoliopsida; Malvales; Malvaceae.